Entamoeba invadens IP1 is the source of this 1278-nucleotide messenger RNA. RefSeq lists its product as hypothetical. The record is from RefSeq and is a predicted model, not a curated record. The transcript is spliced from 2 exons. Lineage: Eukaryota; Evosea; Mastigamoebida; Endamoebidae. The coding region runs from base 1 to 1278 and encodes 425 amino acids.
AUGAAGGUAUCCGAUAGUUACACAUCAUUCGACGAUUCGUCGAAAUCAACAAACUCGGCAGCGUAUGACACGGAGCCUAAUACCCCUUAUCUACUUGGUGGAAUUUUACUUGCUAUUUUCAUGACAACGUUCUCAAUAUUUUUGCUAGUGAUGUGUUUCACACCCAACCAUAUUAUACAACCAGUCAUCGAGUCAACACCAAACACAAUCCUUUGGAAACAAUUUUCUUACCCACAACAUAUUUAUCCGACGAGUUGUACAAACAUCACUUGCCCAAUAUUGUCGUACAUCUACCACAAAUCGUUAUCAGAAAACACAUUUUUGGAUGACGAGACGUGUGAGAGUUUAAGUGAUAUUUUGAUGACCAAUAUCACCAAUUCCACUCCAAAACUCUUUGAUGGACUUUACGAUCCAUACUCAUCACCUAGAAAAUUCGCAAAAAACGGACUUGAUAUUGACAUUGUGUCCCUCGAAAGUGUGUAUUCUGUCGAACAGGCAAAAACGUUGAUAAAAAAAUCGCCUGUCAUCCUCACAUUAAUCAACGCAACAAACAAUUGUGAAAUUGAGGGGAAUACAGUCGAAAUACCAGUCGAGUCUGGGAGAACGUUUCACGUGACACAGAACGUCUCGAACAACGGAAUUAAAACUUUUUGUGUUGUUGGAUGGGAUGAUACAUUUGCAGGGGGAGGAUUUAUCAUUCAUGGGGGUAUCCACUCUAUGGGGUUUUACACUGGAAACGUCUCAACAGAUUACGAACUACAACUUUGUCAAAAUAGUCGUGGCUCAGUUGAUUGGAUAAUCGACACAACGACAUAUGAAGAAAAUUCGUAUUUUGACGACACUAACACGGCGACGAUGCUUAAAUGCAACGAUCCGAAGUUGUGUAAAGAACUUGGGUUUUAUACCAUUGCAUUGAAGAACCCAACAGGGUCCAGAAUGUAUCAAGUUCGGAUGAGGUAUUUUGAUGAAAACAACAAAUACACUGGAACUCUAUAUUUUGAAAGUAUUCAACAGUAUGAAUUAGAAUAUCUAUUCGAUAGAAUUAUGUCAAAAGACAGAGACCCAUAUUGCGCGUAUAGUUUUUUGUCAUAUAGCGCUUUUAAUACACUCAAGAAACUUUUCAUAUUAAUACCAGAGAUGGACUAUAAGCAGUACUCUGUUGCUUUCACUGCUUAUGAAUAUAUAAUCACAUCAAACUCAAAAGGAAUUGACAUUAAAACACUUGCAAAAGAGAAGCCUAACAAAUUCACAGGAAAGAACCUUAUCUUUCCCGAAUGA